AUGGAGUCAACACCCCUCAAGCUCCUCCUCUUCCUCACUCUCUUCCACCACCUACAACCACACUCGUCGGCGUCAACACUCCCCAAAGAAGCUCUCCCCACAAAAUCCGGCUACCUUCCGGUCAAUUCCACCACCGGGUCCGCCAUAUUCUAUGCCUUCUAUGAAGCCCAGAAUUCUAGCACUGCUUCUCUUUCUGAAACCCCACUUGUCAUUUGGCUUCAAGGAGGACCAGGUUGCUCUUCCAUGAUCGGAAACUUCUACGAACUCGGUCCAUGGCGGGUGACAGCUUCUGUCAAGCAACACCUUACGCUCGAACCUAAUCCAGGGUCUUGGAACCGGAUAUUCGGCCUUCUUUUCCUCGAUAAUCCGAUUGGAACUGGUUUUAGUAUCGCUUCAACAUCCGAAGAAAUCCCAAGAGACCAACACGCUGUAGCAAGACAUCUAUUCAUCGCCAUCAGAAAGUUUAUCGCUUUAGACCCGUUGUUUAAAUCUCGUCCAAUCUACAUUACAGGUGAGAGUUACUCUGGAAAAUAUGUCCCAUCAAUUGGGUAUUACAUUCUCAAAAACAAUCCCCUGUUACCCGCUUCUAAACGGAUUAAUUUGUACGGAUUGGCCAUCGGAAAUGGAUUAACUCAUCCGGAAACCCAAGUAGCCACUCACGCUCUCCAUAAUUACAAUCUUGGGUUGAUCAAUGAGAAACAGAAAACCCAAAUGGAGAAACUGCAAAUUAAAGCUAUCGAGCUAACAAAAGCUGGUAAUUGGAGCGAUGCUACAGAUGCAAGAAACACUGUGUUGGGAUUUCUGGAAAGCAUUACAGGUCUAGCUACUUUGUAUGACUUCAGGAGACAGAGUCCUUAUCGUUCUGAUUGGGUAGAAGAGUUCUUGAAGAACCCAGAAGUUAAAAAGGCAUUAGGAGUGAAUGAAUCGAUGGUUUUUGAGGAAUGUAGUGAUGUGGUUGGAGCAGCGUUGCAUGAAGAUGUGAUGAAGAGUGUGAAGUACAUGGUGGAGUUUGUUGUUAAGAACACUAAGUUAUUGUUGUAUCAAGGGCAGUGUGAUUUGAGAGAUGGGGUUGUGUCUGUCGAGUCUUGGGUGAAGAAGAUGAAGUGGGAAGGGAUUGGGAAGUUUUUGGAUGCAGAAAAAGAUGUAUGGAGAGUGAAUGGUGUUGUUGCAGGGUAUGUCCAGAAAUGGGAUAAUUUGAGCCAUGUGGUGGUGUUGGGGGCUGGCCAUUUUGUGCCAACUGAUCAAGAUGUGAAUUCUCAGACCAUGAUUGAGGAUUGGGUUCUUGAUAGAGGUUCUUUUGCUGUCAAGAAGGCUCAAAAGCUUUCCGUUGAUUUUUGA
Molecule: messenger RNA, 1338 nt
Organism: Lactuca virosa
Lineage: Eukaryota; Viridiplantae; Streptophyta; Magnoliopsida; Asterales; Asteraceae
Source: the annotation of a GenBank genome assembly